AUGGGAUCGAGACUUGGCUUCAUUGUCUCGCUGGUCUCAACUGAUAAUUCGGACGAGUCUGUGGAGCGAGUGUCUGAUCUACUGGGGAGAACACCACAACUACUUCUCAAUACAUGUGGUGAGCUUGGGAGAAGCUCUGUAGUGUUCUCUCCUCCGGAAGAAUCAAUGUCGUCAGAGGAUGAAAGUGCCUCUAAUAUCAUGGAUAUGGACGACAACGACGACUUAUUGAGUCGAGAAGAUGGAAAUCCAGAGUUUGAAGAGAAGCCCCUGAUCUUACUUCGAUAUUUCCCCAUUCUCCAAGAUUUGUUAGACGAGGCGAAACAAUCUUGCAAAUGUCUCACCUGUGCCAAAGACUUAGCAGCCUUCUACUGGGACGAACACUGCCUCAGGUUUACUGCUUUUAUGGAGGUCAUGUUGUAUUUCAGUCACGGGAUAGCAGAUGCGUUUGGUGUACCGGAUAUCUCCGGCCGCGGCGCCACCACUUCUGGCGACUCCGGGGCAAUGGCCAUUCUUCUUGAUGCUAUUGACACUUGUCGCUUUGACCCUAGUAAUCUUGAAGGAAAGAUAGAGUGGCAUAUUCUCUUGUGUACAGUUUGCCAGAACUUCCUUGGCUGUCCACCUCUAGAUACGUUGACCGACGCAACCUUCAAUGACGGUCCUGUUGACACUCCUCUCCCUUUCAUCCAACACUUGGGGGCGACCAUAAUCGCUGUGCAGCAUGGUGAUCUCGCUGUUGUUGCACCAUGGAUUGAUUUUGCGCAGAAGCUCGACUAUCGCAGAUGCUUUCGACUGGAAGUUGUUCAAGGCCACAUUGGUAUCCCCAUUCAAGAAUCAGGAAAGGUACACUUCCAAGCAGUUGCACGGGAUACUGCGGUUAUCGAAACACAGCAUACCGAGGAUGUCAGUGACUAUGUAAGUAUGUUCGAGAUGCCUCUACAUGACAGUGGAUCAGAGAUUCAGAUUUCAACAGACAAAUGCAACGAGCGCCAUGAUUUUAUGCUUGUGUCAGUUGCGGCUACAAGAUACAAGCUAUUAAUGAGAGUGACCUCAGAAUCACACUCACGCAUGGUUGAUCCAAGUCGCCCGAUCAUUAAAAUGGCUCGAGGCAUAUACAACCGAAAAUGUAACCACUCUUCCGAUAAGGUCGGAGUGGUGCCUGACGGUCAUUCUGUGGAGCUUUACAGGUUCGACGACAUCCUUGGCAGAUGGGGUGCGAAAAUACCAAAGGUUGAUGAGGAAGCUACAUUAUCAGAGAGCACGAGAACCACUAGGUCCAAAGCUAAAGGGAAGGUUCUCAGUAACAGGGCGAAGGUCAUAUGCGUCUCGCAUAUACUGGAAUCAGACUUCAAACUUAACACAGCUCUCGCGCUUGAUGCCGACAAUCCCACAUUGCUCUGCACUGGUAACAUUUGUCUGACCUGUGCACUAAAGGAAAUGACAGACCUGUCACUUGGUGACUGGGAGAAGUCCUAUAGGAGGAGAAUUAUUAACUAUCAGCCAUCGAAAUCACUUAUCCAUAAGAACAGAUGCUAG
Molecule: messenger RNA, 1533 nt
Organism: Fusarium sp. VM40
Lineage: Eukaryota; Fungi; Ascomycota; Sordariomycetes; Hypocreales; Nectriaceae
Source: the annotation of a GenBank genome assembly